This is a messenger RNA of Papaver somniferum (opium poppy), 543 nucleotides long. RefSeq lists its product as uncharacterized. The transcript is spliced from 4 exons. The coding region runs from base 1 to 543 and encodes 180 amino acids. NCBI's taxonomy places the organism in Eukaryota, Viridiplantae, Streptophyta, Magnoliopsida, Ranunculales, Papaveraceae. The record is from RefSeq and is a predicted model, not a curated record.
AUGGACAGUGUAAAGAAAGUUUGGAUAUGCCAUGCGUAUAAAUCCAAUGUUUCUCGUUCUAAAGAAGAUGUACUUAUUAGUAACAAGGUGAUCUGUUAUGUUUUCGUAUUCAUGUUUAUGUUGGUAAUGUUCAGCCAAAGAUCAGUUAAUAAUGAGACUGCAUCCCCUGUAUCAGCUAAUGAAUUGUCACAACUUAAUAAUGUGGAACUACGAAUUGAAAGUAGUGUCAGUGGUGAAUUACAUGGUGAUCUGUUAUGCUUUUGUGUUCAUGUUUCUGUUGGUAAUGUUCAACCAAGAUCUGUUAAUAAUGAGACUGCAUUCCUUGUAUCAGCCGAUGAAUCGUCACAUCAUAACAAUGUGGAACUACAUACUGAAAGAAAUAUUGAAGAUAAUACUACUACUAGAUCAAGGACUCGAGGUCAUGGAAAAUCUUGUGGACGUUCUCAUAAUCAUUCUGGUCAUGGUCUAGCUGCUUCAUCCCCACAAUCAAGCUGCUUAGUCCAGUGUGAAGCAUCAAUUAAUACCAAUAAACAGGCCCAAUGA